This is a messenger RNA of Varroa destructor (honeybee mite), 11706 nucleotides long. RefSeq lists its product as uncharacterized. Lineage: Eukaryota; Metazoa; Arthropoda; Arachnida; Mesostigmata; Varroidae. Gene Ontology annotation, molecular function: sequence-specific DNA binding; DNA-binding transcription factor activity, RNA polymerase II-specific. Gene Ontology annotation, biological process: regulation of transcription by RNA polymerase II. Gene Ontology annotation, cellular component: nucleus. The record is from RefSeq and is a predicted model, not a curated record.
AUCGCAGAACAUAUCGGUUACGGUUGACAAACAGGUUGCCUAGUUAGGCACAGAAGUGUUGAAUGCACAAGCUAGCAAUGAACGCUCAUUAGAAGAAAUCGUCACAUCGGUUUUCAUUGUACCUUUAUCGGUUUAUAUUAUAGCUUUAUCGUGCAUAUUUAACGAAUUCUUUCGAACUGUCUUCGUGGAAACGUUUUCCCAUUGUAUAAGCGGUGUGUCAAACUGUAAUAUCUAAAAUAGAAGCUAUUUAUAUAUAUAAACUCUUUACUGAGCUCGUUACCUGCUAAGAACCGCUAAACAUACAAAAGUACGCACACAUCCUACCCUGGGGCAUUACCACCGCGGCAGGCCAUCAAUUUAGGCAACUUUAUACGUAACUUUUAUAAUCAGUACAAAAUAUGCAGUCAAUAGCAAUCGUAAAAUAUAACCGUGGUCUUGGCAUAGUUUGUUAACCAGCUUGACUGAAUUUUCUAUGUGCGUUCGGUCCUCUAAGCGAUCUCAGAUCACAUAUCCCCUGCGGCGGAGAGUUGCGUGACGUCAGCGAACACGGUGGGCUACAGGUUAAUGUUUCGAGCAGAAUUAAAGAAAGAUUUUUGACCGUAGCUCUUUGUGCCAUGACAAUAGCUUAGGUUAAAUUACCUAAUAGUACAAUACUAGCACACCAGUUCCGCUGUUUAUGGAAAACCACAUCUCGUGCGUGUACUUUCAAAGAACUAAUGCACUCAGAAUAAAAUGCUCAUAUUCUUUAAAGCUUUUUAAUUAACUUAUAGGGAUUCAGUCUUUUCUUUUUCCAGUUUCUUUUUUCUCAUUGUGUUUUCCUUCAGUAUAUCCUUAGUUCUGGUAUACUUUGAAAUAUUACAUAUAAAUACAGGCGGAUUAUUUGUGUCCUGUGACGACAAUGUUUACAAUAAUUUUAUAUUGUGGGGGCCACAUGUUAUCAUUAGCAAAGGUGCCAAAUUCGAAACCUGCAGCAGUUCCUAAGCCAGAGUUCAUUUGUCACACCCUUAACCUUUUAUCAUAUCAGAAUCUCAGAAAAGCGCAUACAUUUAUACUUUUCAUGGCCUAAUCAGUGUGUCUUGCUCGGCUGCUUCAACAUGUUCCUCGCGCCAUUUUCCACUGUUGGAGCCAUUCACUCUUGUCAGAGGAGCAGCCCUGGCAUCUGGAUCUGUGAGGAUCCCUUUGUCUCAGCUAGAAUGAGCAGGACAUAUUUCUCCAUUGAGGUUCUGAUUUGUCAGGACUCGCUGUCUCAACCAGUCAAUGGCACUGAAAGGACAAGGCAAUCGUCGACCAUUAUCAGCUUCGCAAUAUCGGCUUAGCAGCUCGUUUGUGCAAACAAGUAAACCUGCACUGCUAAUAUGGAAAUUUCGCAUCGACGCAAAGGUUGAUCUCUUCUUACGGUCGCUGUAACGACGAGGCAGAGAACUCGCAUUGGGGGGUGCCUGUUCCCUUCCAGAGCCUGGCGUGUUCUGGUCUAUCUCAACCUCUUCAGACGGCCAACAGGCAGGAGCCCACGAUAGUGGCGUAGAGCCGCUUCUCUGCUACUGCGCUGAUGCGCGCUCAGUGCAAUAAGAACGACUAGCGACAGCACCGCCACCUAGCGGUAGCCGCGUACCAGCAGCACCCGUCGUCCGCUCGCGCUCGGAACUAAGCGGCAGAGGAAGCCGCUGCAAGGGAGCCAAUCGCAUGGGGCGCCAUCUGACGAUCAGCGAACAAAUGAGUUCGUAGCCAUUGCUGCAUCUUCUCUGUCUGUCUGUCUGCUAUCGAACUGUUCGCCGCGGAUGUCACUGCGGCUGCUGCUGUUGCUACUGCAGCGGGUAGAGCAGUGGUACAUCGAGCAGAAGCCUUGUGCACUGUGUGUGUGUUGCGUGAACGUUGCAGUGGUCUGGAGCAGCUCUGCUGCUGCCACCAAUUUCUAACAGCAUUGGUCACCAGCAGUCGUAGUAAAAGCGAUAGUGGCGGCGCCUUGAACGCGCUGCUUCCUGGCUGACUGCCACCUUGGCGCGUUCAGGCAGAGGGAGCUCUGGAUGCCGCGCCGCAGCAGCCGCUGCUGCUGUCGGUGGUUCAACUGUUUGUUGUGCAGCACUAGCUCGGGCAGACGGGACCGACUAGUGGUAGCAGUAGUGAGUGGUGGUGGUGUCGUCGUGAUGGUGGUGGUAGUGGUGAUCGCAGCAGCCGUAGCUGUGCUGCGUUGUAUUAGAGGGGAAUAGCUGCAAAAGACGGCUGCGGCGGUGGCAGUAACAGCUGCGGCAACGGCAAGCGUUGACGAUUGUCGCGACACGGCCGAAACUCUUAAUCUGGCUGCCAGCGGCACGGUGCUGUUAUACACUCACAAUGAGUCGGAGCUGUUUGUAACAAAGUCGACUGCGGCCACCGUGAAUGCUACGAGCAGUCAGGGGCCGGCUUCUAGCCGUGCGUGUUUCAUCGCUGUUUCUCCGCUCGUCCACGACGAUAGCUGCUGCUACUACUACUACUACUACUACAACAAGUAACUAGUCGCUAACUGGUUUUUCUUUGUUUGGUGUGCACGUCUAUCCAUCUCGGUGGUUUGUGUGUCUCUCAGUGCGGCAGUGGAUGUAGAAAAGCAAGUUGACGGGAACUUGUACCGCUCACAGCAGCGGCAGCAGCAGCAGCAGCAGCAGCAGCAGCAGCAGCAGUAGCAACUUGUUGGAGACCGGACCCUGUUUUAACUGGUCGUCCCGGCAGAGACUGGGAGAAAACGAGCGAGACUAUCGCCCACGGAUCAACAUCACGACCGCAACCUUCGUCGCGGCGAUUGAAUAUAUAAUACAUCGACAUCACGGGAGUGUUGUGGAUGAUGCUGUAACGCCGUUGUCCUAUACAGCGCUUUACUGUUCACUCCGUGGAGACGGUUCGCGAUAGGCACUUUAAAGUGUGUGAUGUGCAAUUGCUAGUUACAACACCCGAUGGGGUCCCUACGGUGUAGCGGAGGCGGAUAGGCGAAGGGUGAAUUGCAUAGGACUCGUGAAUAGUCUGAAUAAAAGAGACAGGUAAGGAGAGGCCGUACAGGGCAACUUCGAAAACAUCAACAGCCCACAUCAGUUGUCCAGCCGACUACUGACGUAGUCGUGGAUUUUGUCGUCGUCGUCGUCAUCGUCGGUGCAGUUGUUACGGUGAUGCAUCUGUAGGUAGAAUUAAGUGGAGCACCGCAUAGCGCAGAGCAAUGCAGUCGGUCGAUCGAUGGCGCGUCGGAGUGCCUGUUGAUAUUGUUUCUGUGUUCCUAGUGAGGUAAAUAUGUUGCCACGGUCUGCUUUCGUCUUUCCAUCUUCAACGGGUCUGUGCUUUGGCCAAGCGAGUACGUGUAAUAGUACCAAAGUGUUACCCUACACACGGAGCGUGUUAGGCUGCUUGAAGAAACCCUUGGAAAGUUAUGACUGAAGUUAGUUGCACAUAUUCCGUAAACUGUACUACGUGUGAUAGAUGUGAAUCAGUGUGUGUAGCAACAUGGCGGUUGUCUGCCGUGGCUAAUAGUGUCUCCAGUUGACACGGGCUGGUUACGACAUAGACCCGUUUUCGCCGUGGCCAGUCGACAAUUUAAUUACGCCUGCUACUAUCGAACCCAGCAGCAGCAGUAGCAGUAGUGAUGGUAAAAGUAUUAAGUCUGAAGAAAUGUUCAAUUAAGGCAGUACCGGACUUGUAAUACAAAACAUUCAUUUCGAAGCUGUGUUAAAAGCGUCGAGUGCGACAAUGAUAAUGAUCUCUACUUAUGAGUGCAUUUGAAUAAAGUAGAUAGUGUUGUAGGAUAUCUAAGUGGCCCACCGAGCCAAAAUUAUGGGACAGCCCGAAGCAUCUUCGAUAUAAAUAUAUAGUAGAUCUAUAGGUCAUAUCUGGGUGAUGAUCUCUGUGCCGGUGGGACUCGCGGAGUGCUUUGAAUCCACAAUACUAGCAUAAUCAUGUAUAUUCAAUGAGUUAUACAGUCAUUGUGUUACAGUUAUUGACAUCGUCUUUGCUGACUCGUUUGUUUGGGUCAAGACGCACGCUUCAGUCUCUGAUGUCGUCGGCGUGAAACGUCGCGUCUGGACAGCGACCAACAGUAACUGAAACCGUGUUCUCAUUCUUCGUCGCCUUCUCGGCUGCUGCAGCCGCUGCUGCUAUCAUCGUGUGGCACAAUGAUAUCGCUCCAUCUCAGCGCUCAGCGCUGUGGCGACGUGUAAAGCGCUGUGCGACUGUCUGUCUGUCGGUCGGUCGGUCGGUGCGCGCGUGUCAUUGUGUGAAAACAUCGCUCAAAUGUCGGCGCGAUUCUCACCAUCCACGACGGCCACCGUCUACAACCAUUACGAGUACCGAUACUAACUGUUACGUUAUCUACCCAAACUAUCAGACAGAGCGUUUCCGAGGCUGUCGUGUAGCGGAACAGUUAGCAACUGGUUAACUACUAGGAACUAGCUAGCACUAGUUAGCGGUAAUACGCCGACGCCGCGUCCCUACGGCGGGCAGUACCUUUGCAGCGAGAUCUGCAACGAAAAAGGCUGAGUCGUUCUCAUUUUUCGUUAAUGACAGUUCGCAUUGGUCACCCUUAUGGUGUUUAAAGAUGACUUCGUUAUCGUCGUCGUCAUAUUUCUUAUGUACGUCGACAAUGUCUUGUUGAUGCUGCUGCUGCGGCCACUCUCGUUCUAUUGUCACUUCUCCCUCGUCCCUACGGUAUCGGUAUGAUCGCGGAAGCCACAUAGCCUACGAAACACGCUAAUACUUGUAGCUAUACGUUCACCAGCUAGAACGGUAGAAGGCGUACUUGCCACUGGAAGGUCCGUUCGUCCGUGCACUUAGCUUUAUUCGACAGUGGUCGCGCUAUACUAGCAGCACUCUACGCUUCUCCCCUAUGCUUCCGCGGUGAUGGUACGCCGUGCGUGCGUGCGUGCGUGUCCUGAUGACGGUAGCAGUGAUUUUUAGCCAGUCGCUGCUUCAUACUAUGGCUCUCUUCUCUCCUGCGGCGAUUAUUUAAAGGAUGACGACGUUUCGCUAUUCAGCUAAAGCAGCCGGCCGCUGAGUGAGCGAGUGUUUGAGCCAGUCUGGCGGCGGCUGUUGGCUAUCGAGAGCAACAGAGAGUUACGCUAAUCCUGUUGUGGAUGAUGUUGCUGCCGCCGCCGCCGCCGCCGCCGCCGCUUAUGCGAGAUAAGCAGACACGGAGGGAGUCCGUCAGAGACAGACAGAAAACAGAGUCACACACCAAUGUGCGAUGGCGGCCGCAGCAAGAGUGGGGUGGCAGAGAACCACUAACACUACUAACCGGCGACCUGCCUCAUGAUGCCAAUAAUAAUGAUGAUGAUGGCGGUGGUGUUGAUGAUGAGAAUGAUAAUAAUGGUGCGAUGAUCAUAGUGAUAAGAGUGGCGGUUCUGUGCGUGAGUGACUAUUCAGUUGGCGCCUGUUUCUAUUACUGCUGCCGCCUCUGCUGCCACAGUCAACAGCAGCUUCAGAGAGGUCAGGCAGUGAGCAACAAUCGUCGUGGGAAUUGUCAAAUAGGUAGUAUGCAAUUCAAGGUAGAGGACCGGUGUUGAACAAAUCAUAACACAACCAAACUUAGCGUAGUACAAAUACAGCAAGAAAAGAAUAACCGCCAAGCUGGAAGCACAGAUGCAUGCGUUGGCUUCAGUUCAUCAUCAUCAUCCUGUUUUAUGAAUUGAUUUGUGUCAAGCGCGAAAUGGUCUACGAUGCGUGAUUGGUGAUACUUGUAAAUGGGCUAGCGUCACAUCGAACUCAAGGCAGAUGUUGAGGAGAGAUACGCUUGAUAAAACAAGUGUCGCUAACGUGUACGCACACCUUUCAGCCAUAUGUGACGCAACUGGCCAAUAUAUAGAGGGUCAUAAUCGCCGUUGUUGGCAGAGUUAUCAGAGCCACUAGACCGUACCUAAUUCUUCUUAAACGAAUUUUUAAACGUUAAAAGUUUUAAUUGCAAGCCUGUACCUUGCUUUUUUGCUAAUGCACUGCAGAAGCUCGAAAAUCUACUCCUGAACAUCGUCUUUUGAAUUACACUGAUUUUAUUAGGCUAUCCAGCGACAUAAAACUAUUUGAAAUGUGACUGGAUAGAAUAGAGAAUAUCGGCUGCUGAGGAACGGGCAACAGCAGCUGAUUAACCAGUCACGUAGAGCGACUCUGUGCUUCUGUUACGCUCACCUCUGGCCCCUCGGCGUUCUUUGGAUAAUCUACAGCUGAUGCUUCGAAGGCGGCGCUGCAAAAACGACUCUCAGCUAUCGGUCCCAGAGCAGAACUUCAGAGUAGCUGUCGACAAGAGUCUGGUCAAGCAAGCUACUAUAUUCGGAAACCGCAAGAAUUCUGCUACUAUUUUCCUUAACUGUCAACUUGUUUCACGUCGUUGUGCAUUAAUUUUGAUCGGAGCGGUAAGAAAAUGACACAAUGGCGGCAGAGAAGAGUGCACGUAGUAAAAAUAGACUAUGCCUUGAGCUUGGCGAUGAUACUGGGACAAAGGAACUUAAAGUAACUUUGCAAAUUGUGUGUAAUCUGUGUAAUCAUUUCUGCUUUUGCUGAUUUUCAGUUUACAAAAUACGGCAGAUCUAUUUGUUCAUUAAUCAGAUAUUCUUGUACUUGCUACAUGUAUCUAUUAUAUAUCAACAUGAGUGGUUUCAACGUUCACUAUGAGUGACUCGUGCAGAUGUUUAUUUAUAUUUAUAGACAAUGGUGCAUUAUUUAUUCGACUCGACGGUUGAAGUUCCAUUAGUGGAGCUUGUUGUUUGUUUUCAGUCUAACCAAGUGUAUCAUUUAUGUUACGCGCCAUGCAGUAUGUACUCCUAAUAAUCUUUGUCCCUGUCUGUUUUUCUAGGUAACGACUUGGCAACAGAAUGGCCAUGGAGUCUGCUGGCGAUACCAUGGAGAUCGACGAGCUGACCUGCACAGAGACCGCAGUGGACGUGCAGUCCGUUGAUGGUGGAAUUUCGUGCGAAGAAGAUCACGUCUCUGCGGGCGCCGCGGGAGGACCCGGCACGAGCAACGGUCAUUCUCAGCAUCUUCAUAGCUGCCGACAAAAUCACCUGAAUCCUCAAAAUGGACAACAGCAGCAGCAACAAACUCUACGUCAAAAGUUCUUACAGCGGGACGGUACAAGUCAGCUUCGCCUACAUAACGAAAACAAUGUUGCAGUAGUAAUUGAUAAUAACGGCCAUAUUGUUAACAGACAUCACGAUGGAGAAGUAGUUAAUGGAGAGACGAUGGUUCAGGGCCCCAAAUGGAAGGAAACUGAUGAUGGACAUGAGAUGCGCGGAGAAGGUUCAAUCGAGGAGGAGGGCGAUGACGUUGAAGAGAGCAUUCGGGGCGGUAAUGCAACAGCCUCUUCGACAAACGGGACCAAUGGGCAAAAGGAUCAGGCUGAGCCUCCUCACCUCCCGGGAGAAUACCAAUUCCAGUUACUGCCAAUACAUGUACAGCAACGAGGAGAUGCUCGUACUGGAGUAUUCAAAGUAUUUAAGUGCGAUAUAUGUGCUAUGGUUUACCGGCACGUCUUCUCAUUGAAACGGCACUUCCUUCGCUGUCACAUUAACUACAAGUACUUGACAGCGACGGAUAUCACCAAUUGUGGUAUCCAUCUACAAGUAAUUCAAGCAGCGCAAAGUAGUACUAUGCGCAAUGGAGAUCAUCUGUACAGAUGUCACGUUUGCAAUAACCUCUUCGCACAACGAGAACAGCUGCGUCAGCACAUGGAGACCCACACGACAGGCAAAGAAAAGCGGGCGGCAAAUGGAGUGGCCUGCAGCAAGUGCAGUAGUGCCUUUACAGAUCGGAAGAGUUUGUUGCGCCAUCAGCAAACGGCUCACGGUCUUACUAGUGGGGCGACGAACGGCGCGAGCAAUGCUUCAUCAAGCAAUGGCCGGACAGGCCACAGCUCAACAACUCAAGUCACGGGAACGCCGAUGGGCACUUCGUCCGUCGCAAAUAAGAAGUCUCUGUCGUGUCGCCAUUGCGGCAAGAUUUUUAUCGGCAGUCAGGAAGCGCGAACACAUGAGCGCCUCCACGAGGCUGUCGAUACCACCUGUCGUGUAUGUAAUCGCAAAUUUUCAUCGAAUGAGUGGGUUAUACAUAAAACAAGCACCCACCCAGAUUCUAAUCAUAUCUGCUCGUACUGCGACAUACUUCUGCCAGAUGUUGGCGCGUUGGGACAGCAUCUGUUCCAAGCACACAAUAAAACUUAUUCGGAGAACAUGCGUCUGAUAAAUGAUAAGGAAAAUGGAAACUGCUCAUUACAGCUCACACAGACAGCUGGAGCUAGUGGAGGUGUUGGUGGAGGUAAUAGCGCCAUCAGUGGCGGGGUUCAUGUGAAAAGCGAGCCCGGUACCAGUGGGGUAGCGUUAGAGAGUAGACCAGAUCGCCCUAUCGAUACGACAGUCAGCUGUGAACAAUGCAACAAGAGUUUUACGUCGCUGGUAAACCUGCAAAGGCACAAUACCGUUGUGCACAUCAAGCAGCUCGAUAAACGCUCACCACAAGAGCAAAAAUCUCGAGCUGUAAGCAGUAGCAACAGUAGCAAUAAUCAGCGCUCACCAUCCGAGGAAGAAUUCUAUCGCACCCUUGGUCACCGAAUUUCGGAAAAUUUGCAGUACCAUAUCGACGGCCGUUUGCCAGGCUCAAGCCAAGCUUCGGCAUUCGAGCCUGAACGGGUCGAAGCAAAUAACUGCAUGCCAUGGCUUGUGAACAAUUUCCCACCGACAUUGGAUAUCACCCAUAUUGUACAAAUCUAUGCAAAUCGGCCGGCGCUCUCAUCAACAAACGCUGCGUUGACGGCACACCCAAUCUCUGCUGGUUUAGUAGCUCCGGAGUCGGCAGCGCCUCCCGGAGAGGAACAAAUCGCUUUAGGUGCUUGUCUUGGUCUUAACCCUGUUGUCAAGAAAGAAAUCAAACGAGAAUCGCUAACGCUGUUUAUAUGCCAGGUAUGCAGUUGUACGGCAACCUCGCUCAGAGAGAUCACAGAACACAAGAUGACCAAUCAUCCGAACGUAGUCGCAACACACUUGGAGCUGGAAGGCCACUCCUCAGCACCUCCCGAACUUCUUAUGCAGUUUGGAGCAAAUAUGCGACCGUCUGGUAUUUUAGGGCAAUCUACGACACCGGCUGUCGUUCGGAGUACGUCAGGGAUACAUAAGUGUACUAAGUGCUCUCGCAUGUUCGGAAGGACAUCCGAUCUGCAUAGUCACAUCGUGCAAUGCGGCCAAGCGCAAGGUGUGACUAGUCUCGGUAUCCAAAGACCAUCUUCACCUCGUCAGAUUAAACAGCGCAAAUUUGGCCCCGUGCUUAACACAAAGCGUUGUGAUGACGGAAGCUCAACAAUGGGAGGACCACUCAACGGAACCGAUUAUGGCAAAGAGGACCCAAGACGCAAGCGUAAACCUGAAGAUCGACCCCAGAGACGCUCCGCUCGCUCAACAUACAAUGGAGGUUCUUCAGAGUGUAGCACUUGCGGACAGAGCUUUCCGUCUCAGGCGUCGUUACGUAAGCAUAUGCUUGAUGAGUGUCGCGAGGAGCAGAGUUACCGUCGAAGGAAAAAGAAAGACAAAGAUUCGCCUACGGCCACCCCAACUCCAGAAUUGAUUAAGGUACCAGCCACUGGAGGUGUUGAUGGCUGGGGUGAGGACUACCUUGACGGAAAAGGUCCAGAGCAGCUGCAAUGUAGAGAUUGCUCAGCCACAUUCCCGUCCCUACAAGUGUACAAACGGCACCUAUCACAAUGUCCUUGUUCAGCGGCGUCCCGGCAAAAAACCCUGCUGCUUCUGCGAACAGCUGAAAGCUCAGACGUGACAACAACUGGAAGCGGUGUGUCCCCGCUGGAUGGCACUACAAGGGUGGCUGGAACUGGCGGUGGUAUGAGCUCGAUGAAUCGAAGCCAAUUUGAAGAAAUGACAAUGCUGGGGCUAGCGAGACGUGCGGAAAGGGAUCGUCAAAGGGAUGGAGCAACCGAUCGAGACCGUGAUGAAAACGGCGAUGUAUACGAAGAUGAGGAGGAUACCAAGGUCUACCGAUGCGAAACAUGUCAGAUGGGUUUUGGUGAUUACGUUAAAAUGCUGCAUCAUUCUAUGCAUGAACAUGGCGCGCCGAUUCCCGAGGUGUCAGAUAUGCGAGAGGCCAGGGAGUUGGCCGGUUCACGAGCAACACACCAAAAUGGAUUACAGCGCAAUGGACAUGCACUACAGACUGCAUCAAAUUAUUCCAAUAACGGGGCAAGUCGAAAGGACUACCACAGGCUCAACGAAAUGCAUGAAGAACAGGUCCAAGAUCACAAAAACGAAACCGAGUACCAGAAUCAGCCCCCUCAAUUGUCAAUAUACGACUCCGAAGACCUUCGAGACAAGGAACGAAUCGCAAUCGAAGCUUUAUCGGCUAUUUGUGGGGCCGGAUCAUUCUUCGGUGGUUUCAGUCGGAGCAACAACAACAAUAACAACAAUGAUGACUCUAACAAGUUUCCGAAUCGGCACCCCCAACCCCUCAUGGAUCACCGUUACUGAACGAUGCAAAUCGCUAUCGGUUGUGUGGCUGACCUCACCGAAUGAAUUCGUUAUGUCAUGUGAAAUACAGGAUGAGCAUGCCGCCAACAAACAUUUACCGAUUUCAUUUGGACUGCCCUAUGGUGCCACCCCUUACCAUGUGGAACUGCGUUUCUUAAAGAACGAUCGUCAUUUGUAUAUUUUUUUCUUGUGAGAUGAUCGUCGCUUAGAGAUCACAGUCCAUUUCUCGCCCUUAGUGAUCUCUGCGCCACAUAAAUAAACCUUCGACCUUGCUCUACGAGCCCGCGCGCCCAGCCUGUAUAAAUUCUACCUGAAUAUUUAAAAUAUUCACAUAUCUUCGGAGCUACCAAGAAUAGGCAUCACCGUUAACUAAUUGUCGUAAAUUACAGAAAUCAACAUGUUAUGCGCCAUGCCAUAGAAUACGUGACGUAUUGACGGAGCUUGUCAUCAUACUUGAAUAUUUAUCCCCUAAAGAAGGUGUAUCUGUUUACCUCUGGAUACGAUGGUCUGAGAGGAAUAGCAAAAUAGGAAAAAUAGAGUAUAACCUCUGAAAAAGUCUGUUGGCCGCGUAGGACUGAAUGGUAAUCAUUCCUUACUUCAAACCAGAGGAGUUUUGUAAUUAUAGGGUUGUUAUUACUACUAUUAACUAUUAUUUUCCUUGUUCUUAUUAUUGGUUUGAACCGUUUCGAGGGCAUUUUUUGUGACGGAAAUACACAACGCCGCAGCGAUUGGUGUCGUGCAAGCUCAAGUAAAUCUAGCAGGGGUCAACAUCGACGAUACGGGACGACAUGUAGAAUGUCCAAGCGUUGCUGUUGUUCUUGUAUGAUAUCAUUAUAUACUAUUCUCGUUAUUAUAAAUGUACGAUUAUUGUGAUGACUAAUAUAAAUGGUGUUGGUGCUGAAAAUCUCGGUGAACGGGCGAAUAGCACAAAACCACGUCGCAGAAAAAAAGUGAUACUUUUCCUGUCGGCUGUAGAUUUAACUGCCCUUAGCCUCAUUGAGAAAAAGGGCUAGGUACGACUCCAGGAAAGAGCGCAACGAUCGUUAGUAUCAGCAUUCAUCUUCUUACUAAGACAAGUAAAUAAUUUAACUUUGUUAAUGGUGCCAAAGGUCUGUUGACCUUUUGCGAUCAAGCCGGCAAACGCACGAUUUGCGUGCACGAUCCCGAUCUCUUGCCAUUUCUAAAACGAGAGUUCCUGGGAGCCAGACAGUUCUCGAGUUCUCAAGAUUCGAAUAUCGGAUACAAA